Molecule: messenger RNA, 1330 nt
Organism: Vicia villosa (hairy vetch)
Lineage: Eukaryota; Viridiplantae; Streptophyta; Magnoliopsida; Fabales; Fabaceae
Product: protein GIGAS CELL1-like
Exons: 2
Coding region: 246-956 (236 amino acids)
Biological process (GO): regulation of nuclear division; negative regulation of ubiquitin protein ligase activity
Cellular component (GO): nucleus
Source: RefSeq, a predicted model, not a curated record
UUCAAUGAUAUAAAAGCGCCAUUUUAUAUUUUUGAAAAUAAAUUACCAUAUGGGUCUUCUUCAUCCCAAUCCAACGCUUCCCGAACCUAAAUCAAAACCAAAACCAAAACCCUAACCAGUUGUAACAAACCUCACUACAAAUACUAACCAAACCAUUCUUCACAAACCCUCUUGAAAUUCCCAAACCUGAGUCGUUUCCUGACUCCACUCCUCCACCCUCUCUCUCUCUCUCGCCGCAACCAACCAUGCCCGAAGCACGUGACCGCCGUGUCACGCCGCUCGACGUGGCUGACAUUUUUACUCCCUCCGGAUCCUCCAUCUUCCAAGACUCCAACCCGCUCACUCUCCCAGCUGCUCCAUCUUUCGCAGCAAGACCAGAUCUGUUCGUUGCUCAACGAACUCCAACCGCCCGCGGAGUUGCUCGUGCGCGUCCUCACCACGCUCCGGGCAUCCAGAACACUCCACCAGUCACCAAUCACCGUGGGAGAACUCGUGGUAGUUCAUCGCGGAGUAUUCUUCCGUCUUGGUAUCCGAGAACUCCGCUGCGAGAUAUCACCGCCGUUGUUCGAGCGAUUGAGAGAAGGAGGGGUAGAAUCGGAAAUGAGGAAUUUCAGCAAACUGAAACGACACCGUUUUCCGUGACUCCGUUGAUGGUUUUCUCCGAUCCAUCUUCAUUUUCUGCUUCUGGUUCACGUGCCUCCAAGAAUUCUCCAAAUUCAUGUGUUAAACUGCGAACUCCUCACGGUAGCAAGGUUUCUAAGAUUCUCAUCGACGUUAUGAAACUUCCUCAAGACGAGGGAGAAUCGGAGUUUCUUACUCCGGAGAAGAAGCUUCUGAAAUCUAUCGAUGUAGUUGAGAUGGAAGUGAAACAAGAAUUGAUGAAACUGAAACGAACACCGACAGCGAAGAAGGCCGAAAGAGAGAAAAGAGUUCGCACAUUGAUGUCCAUGAGGUGAAUUGAACUGAAUUGAAUUGCAGGAAAUAGUUUUGAUCUGAAAUCAGAGGCAGUGAUUGAAGAACAGAGAGGAGAAUUUACGCGAAAUCAUCUUCUGAUGAUAUAUCGGUUUUCGAUCAAUUGUUUCUGCGGAGGAUUUGGUAUAAUUCCCAGUUUGCGUUAUUUUGAUAUCUUCGGCUUGAAGAUUAUAGGUAGAUACAUUUUGUUUUUCUCUUUACAUCAUUCUUUGAUGUUUUUCCUGCAUUGUAGAUUCUGUUUCAAUACUUUGUACAUAUUUCAAUUUUUCAUACAGUUUCAAUGUAUGAGAAGAAACUUGCAUCGGAUUUGUACACUGGUUGUUACAUCAAUAGAAUUUACUCUUUUGGGAAAUUGUGA